Stegodyphus dumicola is the source of this 1979-nucleotide messenger RNA. RefSeq names its product putative ATP-dependent RNA helicase DDX28. Gene Ontology annotation, molecular function: RNA helicase activity; ATP binding; nucleic acid binding. The record is from RefSeq and is a predicted model, not a curated record. NCBI's taxonomy places the organism in Eukaryota, Metazoa, Arthropoda, Arachnida, Araneae, Eresidae.
AUAAGUGCAAUCUGAGUCUCACUAGCCAAAUUACUUUCAUUGGUACAAUUUUAAUCUAAAUUAUGCAAAACUAUUAGAUUAUUGCGAUCGAAAAAUAUGUUCAGGGUAUUGAUUAAUCUUCAACUUGAAGUGUUGCUGCCGACUUCUGAGUUGCAGAUAGAUGUUUGGCUAAUAAUGUUACCAUUAGAGAAAAUAUGUCUACAAGUGUUUCUUCAAAGAAGUUAUUCUGUUCCGGCUGUUACUCAAAGUGUUCCAGUUAUAAAAUUACCUCGAUAUAUAGACAAACACAUGAUCAAACUUAAAGAAAAAGAACUUAAAGAACGGAACAGUAUCAAAAGAAAAAUACUUUAUCGUGGUAAUACAAGCAUCCCUGUUAUCUCCAGUACACAGAAGGAAUUAAAUCAUUACUUAGGUCAAAUGUAUAAUGAAAGAUACGCAUUACCACUACUUUCAAAAUACUGGUUCAAAACUAAAACUUCUGGUCAAAAAUUUACAAUUAGUCCUUGGGAGUCUAAUCCAUCCUUACCUCUGCCUGUGGAUGAAGCCAAGAAAUUUGACUUGCCUGCAUAUUUUUCAGAUUUUGAUUUAGAUAGCAAUAUUUUGCAAAGCCUUAGUACAUUAGGUCUUGAAAGGCCAACCCCUUUACAGACUCUUGUGAUUCCAAAGUUGUUAGGCAAUGAUCAUGUGCUAGUUGCAGCUGAAACAGGCUCUGGGAAAACUGUUGCAUAUUUAGCACCAAUUCUUCAUCAUAUAUUACGUAAAAAAGAGAAAAUGCAGUUACAUAAAAGUACACCUUUAGGCCUUAUCAUUACACCUGGAAGGGAAUUAGCGGAGCAAGUUGCUGACAUGGCUUAUAAAUUGGGUGAAGCAUCUGGCAUUGAUGUGAAGGUGCUUGUUUCUGGUGGAACUAUGCAUUCACAUUUAAAACCUUCUGGAUACAUAAAUAUUGAUCUUCUAGUGGCAUCUGUUGGAACACUUGGAAAUCUUGUCAAAGGGGGUGUGUAUAAGCUUACAAACCUGCAGUAUGUAGUUCUUGAUGAAGCAGACACUUUGUUGGAUGACAGUUUUGUUGAAGAUACUAAAAACAUCCUGAAAAGAUUACCGGUUCAAACACAGUUUUCAAAAAGUGAUUUAAAUUCGGAGGAAUGGGGUACACAUUUAGUCUUUGUCAGUUCCAUUUUUCCUUCUAACAUACACAGCAUUUUUGAUGAUAGUCUGAAGGAAGAAAAUAUUGUUAAAAUAAGGUCUCCAUACCUUCAUAGAGUUUUACCACAUGUUUCGCAAAAAUUUAUAAGAGUUAGCAAUGAUAGUAGAGCAGGAGAACUGCUGGAUUUAGCGAAAAAUGAUUUUCAAAAAAAGAGACCAGUGCUAAUUUUUUGCAAUAAAUCACCAGCAUGUGAUUGGCUAUCUUUAUUUCUAAAAGAAAAUGGAGUUCCAAAUGCAAAGAUCCACGGUGCUGUUUCUCCUGUAAAACGAUCUGAGAACUGGCGAGCUUUUCAAAAUGGUGAAGUCAACGUCAUGUGUUGUACUGAUUUAGCAUCAAGAGGUCUGGAUACACAAUGGGUUAAACAUGUCAUCAACUUUGAUUUCCCAAAUAAUGUUUCUGACUAUAUUCUUCGUGCUGGGAGAGUAGGACGAGUUGGUUCAAAUAUGGGAAAAGUGACAAGCUUUGUAGUAUCACCUUCUGGAAUUUAUACAGUACAAGAAAUAGAGAAGGCUGUCCGAUGUGCAACACGUAUACCUGACGUUGAUUCAAAUAUUAAACAGAAAAUUAAGAAACUGUUCUUUUCCCCAUAAUAUAGGUAUUUUUAUAAAUUGCAUCAGUUCUAAAGUUUAUUUGGGAUUAAAUGCUUUAAUAAAAGCAUUAUAUUUCUGAUAAGCAAAUGUUCAUAGUGUGUGUAUAUACUGAAAAUUCAUACUUUGGGAUAUCAUGAAAAUAAAUUGCAUUAAUAUGUGCUGCGAGUAUAGUCAUAAAUAUG